ACCUAAUCACACCCUUAUAUAUAUUUAUUCGAGGUAUUCAAAAGCAUAGCCCAUCAAUAUUAUUCUCUUCUUUUUUGCUUCAACAAUAAUAAGUGAUAUAUAAUAAAAAUCAUAAACUCGUAGUAUUAUUGUGUUUGUGAUAAAAACUGAAGGUGCAAAUUAUGGCUGCUUCUAUGUCUUCUUUCUUACCUAUGAAACCACGAGGAACAUAUCUCAAGAGAUUCAACAUACGUCGAGGGAUGCAAGUAAUAAAAGUACAAAACUAUCAUCAAGAUGAAGGGAGAUCAACCGAUAUGGUAGAUGCAAAUUUGAUUGUUCUAAAAGAGAGGAUAGAGAUGGUGAAGGUGAAGGAAAGACUUGAAAGGUGUUGUAAGUCUCAACAUGGUUGGAAUUAUGUGCCACUUUCUAUUAAUGAUCAUAGAAAAAACAAAAGAGACAAAGAAUUGAGAAGUUUAAUUGAAUUGAUUGGUUUAGUUUGUGGAACUAUUGGUUUUACCUCUUUUGUUGGAACUCUUUUCCUUUGCCUUGUUUCAUUGCUUGUUCAUUUGCAAGUAUGACUUUUGGAAAAUAUAUAUUCAUAAGGUUAAGUUUGUUGAGCA
Molecule: messenger RNA, 599 nt
Organism: Vicia villosa (hairy vetch)
Lineage: Eukaryota; Viridiplantae; Streptophyta; Magnoliopsida; Fabales; Fabaceae
Exons: 2
Coding region: 162-557 (131 amino acids)
Source: RefSeq, a predicted model, not a curated record